CCCAAAGACCAUUUUGUGCUAGAGUGAGAGAGCCGUGUGGGUUUUCUAGGGUUAGGGUUUCAAGGGUUUGAGAGAGAAAUUUCAGAGAGUCCAAGAUGGGUGAGAGACUGAGUGGUACCGUCAAGUGGUUCAAUGACCAGAAGGGGUUCGGCUUUAUCACCCCCAACGAUGGCGGCGACGAUCUGUUCGUCCACCAGUCCUCGAUCCGAACGGAAGGGUUUAGGACCCUCGGCGAUGGCGAGUCGGUUGAGUUCCAGAUCGAAUCUGACAGCGAUGGCCGCACCAAGGCCGUUGAUGUGACUGGACCGGGGGAGGGUCCCGUUCAGGGAAGCCGUGGUGGUGGCGGUGGUGGUGGUAGAGGCCGAGGUGGCGGCGGUGGGGGUUAUGGGUUUAACGGUGGAGGUGGUAGAGGCGGAGGCGGUAGAGGUGGGAGAGGAGGCGGUGGCUAUGGAGGUGGUGGAUACGGCGGUGGCGGUGGUGGAUAUGGCGGUGGCGGUGGAUAUGGCGGAGGAGGCGGUGGUGGCGCCUGUUUCAAGUGCGGCGAGUCUGGGCAUAUGGCUAGGGACUGCGAGCAGGGCGGAUCCGGCGGCGGUUAUGGCGGUGGAGGCGGCUAUUCAGGUGGUGGUCGCGGAGGCGGUGGUGGUUCUUCCGGUGGCUGCUACGGGUGCGGUGAGUCUGGCCAUUUCGCAAGGGAGUGCCCUAACAGGUCUUAGAUCUGUCAUUUCACCCUUAGUGUCUCUGCUGCUGCCGUUUCUGGGUUUUGUCGUUUAAUUAAGUCGGGUUUUUUUCUAAGAAAUGUUGACUCAUUUUCAGUAUGAGGAUUGUCGGUUUUGUGGGUCAUCUGGUUCUUUCAUUCCAUGGAAACAUGAAUUGAUGGCUUUUGAUGUAGUAAUUUUUUUUUCUUUCUUAUUUUUAAGAUUUUAGUAGUGAGGAUUUGGUGUUUUGGCAGAAUAUGUGGCUUUAUGUUUUAGUGGUUGGACUAUGAUUCAUACACAUUAAUAUACUCUGCUCCUCUGUUUAUUGUGUUC
Molecule: messenger RNA, 1028 nt
Organism: Prunus mume (Japanese apricot)
Lineage: Eukaryota; Viridiplantae; Streptophyta; Magnoliopsida; Rosales; Rosaceae
Product: cold shock domain-containing protein 4-like
Molecular function (GO): zinc ion binding; nucleic acid binding
Source: RefSeq, a predicted model, not a curated record